AUGGAGCUUUACACGCGUAUUAUAGCUCAUAGUUUGCCCGUGGUAAUAGUGGUGCUUAUGGGCUAUUGGAUGGGAGACGGGCUAACGACUUAUACAGUAAAUGAAGGAUUAGUAUCAGCUCGAGAUACAUCGGGAUUUUCAUGGCGUCACGGAGAUGCGCGGGUAUUUAAUUGGCAUCCAGUGCUCAUGAGCUUUGGCUUUAUCUUUUGCUCAAUGCAAGCAGCUCUCGUCUACAUUUCACUACCUUUCAGUCAUGAAAUCAAGAAGCGUAUUCACUUGUCGCUCCAUGCUUUGGGCUUUAUAAGUGCGAGCUUAGGAGCUCUUGCUGUCUUUCGUUUUCACAAUGAACAUAAGAUUAAGAAUCUUUACAGUCUUCAUAGUUGGUUAGGACUGACGGGGUUGAUUCUUUUUGCUACGCAUUGGCUGAGUAGUUUUGCAGUACUUUUCUAUCCUGGAGCAAAGAGGACUGUACGUGCUGCUUUUACACCGUAUCACAUUGGAAUUGGACUGUCCAUUCUUGGUCUGGUAGUUGCUACGGUGGAAUCGGGUAUCUUGGAGAAACUCACGUUCAAUGGCAGCUGCAACGUAAAUGGCAAGCUGAAUGGCGAGGUCGUGCAAGGUUAUAUGGCGCCGGACUGUUUGACAGGGAACAUUAUCGGCUUGCUGGUAGCUCUAUCACUGGUUGCAGUGGUCGUUACAGUCUGGCACGCGAAACACACGGAGCAGGACGAGCUUGUGAAAGACGAGUUGACGCCGUUGCUACCGGACAGCUCGGGCGAGAAGCAGAAUGAGGUCUUACUUUGA
Molecule: messenger RNA, 804 nt
Organism: Peronospora belbahrii
Lineage: Eukaryota; Oomycota; Peronosporomycetes; Peronosporales; Peronosporaceae
Source: the annotation of a GenBank genome assembly